Molecule: messenger RNA, 660 nt
Organism: Hepatospora eriocheir
Lineage: Eukaryota; Fungi; Microsporidia; Hepatosporidae
Source: the annotation of a GenBank genome assembly
AUGGCACAGAAAGACGAGAAGAAAGAAGUCACUUUUGUAGAUGAUGAAACACUUAAUCCUGCUAUUGAAAAAAUGUUAGAGGGUAAAACUGAGGAAGGAGAAACUGUUGAGGUUAUCAUUACCACUAAGGGAUAUGAAAAUAGAAAAGAUCCUAAAAUGACAGUUGAAGUUGCUUUUCCAAACAGAAUUAGAAUGAAUCAUAAGAUGUGUGUAAUUGGUGAUGAGAAUGCUAAAGUUAAAGCUGAAGAGGCUGGAUUGCCAUUUGCUUUAAUGAGUGAGUAUGAGGGAAAGACACCAGAGAUGGUUAAGAAGAGAGAAAAGUUUAUUAGACAACAUGGAACCUUUAUUUGCUGUCCUGGAUCAGUUAAAGUGUUUCCCUUAAAGGAAAUAUUGAUGAAAAAGAAAACUACCUUCACUUGUCAAAAUGUAGAUCAAUUCUCAACACUUUAUGAAAGGUUAUUGAAAACAUACAAGUUGAGAGUUAAAGACUGGUAUUCAGUAGCAUUUCCAGCUGGUCACACAGGAUUAACUAAUGAUCAAAUUAAAGAUAAUUUGAAAGAAAGCAUUCAAUUUAUUUCAGGUAAAUUUAAGAAAGGUGCUGCUAAUAUUAAACAUUGUUUUAUUAAAAGAGCACAUGGUGAAACUGUAAAACUUUAUUAA